Molecule: messenger RNA, 1662 nt
Organism: Rotaria sp. Silwood2
Lineage: Eukaryota; Metazoa; Rotifera; Eurotatoria; Philodinida; Philodinidae
Source: the annotation of a GenBank genome assembly
AUGACUUACACGCUUCAAGCUGGUACAACUUACAUUUUGGUUUUUACAACAUAUAGUUCUAAUGUUAUGACACCAUUUUCAAUUAAUGUUGUUGGUCCAACUAGUGUUUGUCUUCGUCGAAUAAAUAUCACAUCAACAGCAGCAUCAACUAGUACAAUGCCAACAUUAACAACCAGUGGUAGUCGAUCAAAUGUAAGCAAUGUCGCCGGUGUCACGACAAGCUACUCAAGUGUACUCAACAGUGACAGUUCUACUUUCACGAGAAAUGGUGGCUCAGGCUCAUUCUAUUAUGAAGCACUUCAAGUUGCAGUAAAUACAACAGGCAAUUACACACUCGAAAGUAAUUGUGUGAUUGAUACCUAUGGAUAUCUAUAUGUGAAUAAUUUCAAUCCAUAUGAUGUCUCAUCUAAUCUCGUUAAAUCUGAUGAUGAUGCUGGUGGAAAUUUCCAAUUUUCAAUGACUUACACGCUUCAAGCUGGUACAACUUACAUUUUGGUUUUUACAACAUAUAGUUCUAAUGUUAUGACACCAUUUUCAGUUAAUGUUGUUGGUCCAACUAGUGUUUGUCUUCGUCGAAUAAAUAUCACAUCGGCAGCACCAUCAACUACUAUAAUGCCAACAUUAACAAUAACUGCUAGUCGAUCAAAUGUAAACAAUGUCACCGGUGUCACGACAAGCUACUCAAGUAUACUAAGCAGUGACAGUUCUACUUUCACAAGAAAUGGUAGCUCGGGCUUAUUUUAUUAUGAAGCAAUUCAAGUUACAGUAAAUACAACAGGCAAUUAUACAUUCAGAAGUAAUUGUGCGGUCGAUAGUUAUGGAUAUUUGUAUGUGAAUAAUUUCAAUGCAUAUGAUGUCUCAUCGAAUCUCGUUAUAUGUGACGAUGAUGUUGGUGGAAAUCUCCAAUUUUUAAUAGGAUUUACGCUUCAAGCUGGUACAACUUAUAUUUUGAUUUUUACAACUUACAGUCCUCGUAUGACAACGCCAUUUACAGUCAAUGUUGCCGGCCCGGAAAGACUUAAUCUCGUUCGUAUAUAUGCUGAAAACGGUUUAACAUCUGUUAAUACAAUCGCUAUAAAUUCACCAGUAACAUUACCAACGUCUACGGCACAAAAUGCUGUCGGAUGCAAUGGAUCCAACAUCCAGUUGACGUGUCCAGCUCAAGUUUUAACGAAUCAAACAAUUGUCACUGUUGAACCGAGCAAUCGAACUCCGAACGGUGGAUAUUUUCCACCAAAUAAUACAUUUUUUAAUCCUAAUGAUUCAAGUAGAGUAAGUGGCUAUGUUCAAACACUUACAGUGGAAUAUGCUCGAGCAAAAUUACCCACGGCUUUGACUCGUAUUUGGGUCUAUGGCAUUAUUCCUAUCCUUGGUGGUUAUAUGGUUUGUAGCCAAUAUUUGAUUCCCUCUUAUGAAAUAUCAGUAUCACAAUCAAUUCAAACCUACGAUAUCAUUAGCAAUCGCAUCAAUGUUUUCAGUGGCUCAUAUGUCGGAAUCGGUAUUGAAGAUGGAUUAGCAUCUAUUGCCACAACAUCUGGCACUAUGGCACUAAUCGUAGGAAGUGCUAAUUUAACAUCAAAUAUUCUGACACGUACACCAUUGUAUUUUCGACCUGAUAAUUCAGAAUUUGGUGUAAAACUUAGCUACUCAAUAGUUACAUAA